AUGUCUCGUCAACUUCUAGCAGUUGCCUACGCUGCAGUGCUAGCCUUCGGCUCACCUGUUCCAGACCCUGAUCCACAGAUCUCUCUGCCACCUUUGAUUCCUUCAAUCCCAGGCGUCACUGAGCCUUUGGCAUCCAACGCUCCACCGCUGCCAAUCUUGCAGAUUCCUACUCCACCUUUGCCCUCGCCACCAUUCAUUGGUAGCAACAUCAAGCCUAAGAAGAUCGGAUACUUCUGGACAGGAGCUGGUGACAACCAGCAUGCCGACUUCCUCGCAACUUACAGUCUCGAUGAUGAUACUUUCGGUCAAUUCAUCUGGUUGACUGAUGUCCCCAGCAGCGGCAACUCCCCGCAUCAUCUUGGCCCCAGUGCCGACGGAAAGACUCUUGUUGGAGGUGGCCUUCUCUCCCUGCUCAAGACUCAGGAUACCGCAUACUACUUCGAUGUCUCCAACCCAUAUAGACCGAAGUUCAAGAAGAGUAACAGAGCUCUUCUUUCUUCCAUCACUGAUGAGAUCCGAGCCAAGCCUGAUGGCGGUUUCCUCAUCACCUACAUGGGCUCAGCAGUCGGAACAUCUCCAGGCCGUCUCGUCGAAACUGAUGCCAACUUCAACAUCAUCGCCGAGCACCCCAAGGACGUCUCUGGUCUGACCAACAUCCUGGGCCAGCAGUUCUCACCUCACGGCCUCAGCGUUGACUGGGAGAAGAACAUCAUUCUCACUUCCGACUUCGUUGUUCCUGUCACGAUCUUGAAGCCUUCGCUUGGCAUAGUGAGAGCAAACACUCUCCGUCUCUGGAACCUUGCUUCCCGUACAAUCAUCAGCACCAUCACAAUCCCAGACGGUGGUGGAAUCCAAGACGUGAAGUUCAUCCCCGGCAAUAAGGAAUCAGCUGCUCUUGCAACCGCAGUGCACCUCGGCCAAGUCUGGAUCAUCUACCCAUUCCGCACCGACUCAAACGGCAAACAAGGUGUUGCUGAGCUCCUGUAUGAUCUUGGUCCAACAGCCCGUGACACCGUCGCAAUCUACUCCGACAUCACUCAAGAUGGCAAAUUCGCCUACUUCACCCUCACCACUGCAAACCACAUUGCCGCGCUUGACAUCUCCGACCUCAACAAUGUCAAGCGUCUCGAUGACCCUGCUACCGUCCAGCCCACCAUCGGCCCUCACUACAUCAAGGUCACCCCCGACCAAAAACACAUCGUUGUCACGGAUUACUUCGUGCAGACUGGCGACAUUGGUCUCAUCAACACCCCUGCUGAUUACAAGGCGCUCUACAUUGAUAUCAAUCCAAACGGAAGUUUGAGCUUCAACCGCACGAUUGAUUUCACCAGGGAGUUUGCCAACCGUGGUGGUGCAAAGCCGCAUUCCAGUGUGGUGUUUGAUUUGACAGACCCUGCAAAUCCUAAGUACUACUAGAUUGAGAGGGAAAUCAAGUAUGGAGGAUUGACUAGAGGUAAGUGCUUGGGAAUGGUAGUGGCAGUGUGAGAUACCUGACUGGAGUGGAAACUGAAAGAGAUGGUGUUUUUUUUUUUGGUUCAUAGCUGGAAUUAUUUAAUUCUCAACAAAGAAAAUCAGGCC
Molecule: messenger RNA, 1578 nt
Organism: Cadophora gregata
Lineage: Eukaryota; Fungi; Ascomycota; Leotiomycetes; Helotiales; Ploettnerulaceae
Exons: 6
Coding region: 1-1416 (471 amino acids)
Molecular function (GO): protein binding
Source: RefSeq, a predicted model, not a curated record